Messenger RNA from Glarea lozoyensis ATCC 20868, 612 nucleotides. RefSeq lists its product as uncharacterized. The record is from RefSeq and is a predicted model, not a curated record. The coding region runs from base 1 to 612 and encodes 203 amino acids. The transcript has 2 exons. NCBI's taxonomy places the organism in Eukaryota, Fungi, Ascomycota, Leotiomycetes, Helotiales, Helotiaceae.
AUGGCUCCUCUUCCAGCAGGCACAAACGAACUUACUGAACCAAGGAGAUCAGGCAGAACCAGAACACUAUCAGCACGAGCGCAGAUGGGGCAGAUAAUGGAGAAUUGGCAGAGCAAUCAGAAGAAGCCAAAAGCGAAGAAAACGAAGAUUACGAAGAAUACGAAGAUGAAGCCAACUACACAAAGCACGAAGAAGACGAUGACUGCACAACUGGAACGCAACUGCCCGGUGGACGUGGAGGAAGUGCGAAAAGAGUACAUUGAUAAUUGCACCCGUUACUAUGGAGGGAAUCGUAGAUGGUAUAGAUAUAAGGUCCACCUGCUGGAUCGCGCGGCAUGUGAUAUCAUUCGGAAGGACAGGGAUGAGUGGCUACGGGCAGCCGCUGUGGACAACAAGGCCAUUCGCCAUGGAGUCUUUGGCACGGAAGCCUGCCAGCUCCUCGCGGAUGUAUGUGAAAAAGCUGAGAGAGCGACGGUGGUGAAGAAGGAGGAGAGUGGUGAGCCGGAAGUAAAGGAGGCCGGGAGUGAUGAGCAAGCAUUGACGAUGCUCGUGGCAGCCGCUACAUGGCUCGAAGAAAAAGGGGAAUUCUCCUCCAACUGCUACGAUCUCUAG